CUUCUUUAGCUACAUAUGUACACAGCAAAGUCUGGGAAACAAAAAGGAACCGGGUUGGAUUUCGAAGCUUUGAAGCGACAUGGAUAUAAGGGAGGAUUAUCUGUGUUGAAUGUGCCUCCUCCAAAAGAGAAACCAGACUGGUCUUGGUCAACUGGCAGAGACAGCAGUGAAACCAGGGAUGUUAAAGAAUCUUUCGAGGACAGACAGAAAACAAGGGCUGCGGUAUUGGAUGUGGCGGAGCUGGCUAAUGUACAAACUCGGAAAGAGAAGCAGAGUGUUUCUUUUUCACAGAAGGAGAAGCGGAAAAGAGAACUCGGUCAGGCUGGCAGGGGGAAGAAUUAUGUCGAAGAAGAGAACAGGUUGCUCCGGGACAGUGGCAUCUAUUCUGGUUUUGAUACUUGAUUUAUGAGGGAGGGAAUGACUAAUG
This is a messenger RNA of Hibiscus syriacus, 427 nucleotides long. RefSeq lists its product as uncharacterized. The transcript has a single exon. NCBI's taxonomy places the organism in Eukaryota, Viridiplantae, Streptophyta, Magnoliopsida, Malvales, Malvaceae. The record is from RefSeq and is a predicted model, not a curated record. The coding region runs from base 16 to 402 and encodes 128 amino acids.